UCUCUCUCUCUCUCUCUGGCACAUAAUCAAUCAAUUAGCUGGGUCUGUGUGUAUAUAGAAAAAUGCUAUCGAGGAGAGCCAGGGAGUGUCACGGCCAGGAAUCUUCAUAUUUCGCCGGGUGGCAAGAGUACGAGAAAAACCCUUACCACCCUCUCCACAACCCGUCUGGUAUCAUUCAGCUCGGCCUCGCCGAGAAUCAGCUGUCGUUUGACCAGCUGGAGUCUUGGAUAGCCAACAAUCCGGAGGCACUGACGCUGCGGACCGAUCAAGGACAAUCUAUCUUCCAAGACUUGGCUCUCUUCCAAGACUAUCAUGGCCUGCCUUCUUUCAAAAACGCAUUAGCGGACUUCAUGUCUGAAAUCAGAGGAAACAAGGUCAAGUUCGACCCCAACAACCUUGUCCUCACCGCCGGUGCAACUUCCGCCAACGAAACUCUCAUUUUCUGUCUCGCCGAUCCCGGCGACGCUUUCUUGCUCCCUACCCCAUAUUAUCCAGGGUUCGACCGGGACCUAAAGUGGCGAACGGAAGUGGAAAUAGUCCCAAUACACAGCUCAAGUGCAAACAACUUCGAAAUCACGACACCGUCGCUCGAGCAAGCCUACGAGCGAGCCACAAAGCAGCUGAAGCUCAACGUGAAAGGGAUCCUGGCCACCAACCCGUCGAACCCUCUAGGCACCACGUUAACCCGAGGCGAGCUCGACCGACUCAUCGACUUCGCUAUGGCCAAGGGAAUCCACAUCGUCAGCGACGAGAUCUACUCCGGGACGGUCUUCGACAGCCCCGACUUCACCAGCAUCGCGGAAGCUUGGAGCGCAAGCAAGCGCGUUCACAUCGUGUACAGCCUUUCCAAGGACCUGGGCCUCCCUGGCUUCCGCGUCGGUGCGAUCUACUCCAACGACGAGAAAGUGGUUGCAGCCGCCACCAAGAUGUCGAGCUUCGGCCUCGUCUCGUCGCAGACGCAGCAUCUGCUGUCGAAGAUGCUGUCGGACAAAGACAUGAGGGCGCGGUACGUGGAAGAGAACCGGAGGCGGCUGGGGAAGAGGAAGGACGAGAUGGUGUCGGGGCUCGGGCUGGCUGGAAUCGGUUGCAUGAGGAGCAACGCCGGGUUGUUCUGUUGGGUGGACAUGAGGAAGCUGUUGAGAGAGCCGAGUUUCGAAGCCGAGAAGGAGCUGUGGAAGGAGAUGUUGUUCGAGGUCGGUGUUAAUGUCUCGCCGGGGUCUUCGUUCCAUUGCUCGGAGCCGGGCUGGUUCAGGGUUUGCUUCGCCAAUAUUUCCGAAGAAACAUUGGGUGUCGCCAUGAAACGUAUUGGUGACUUUGCUAGGUUUCGUCGAGGGUAUGAUAAAACCAUUAAGUGGGUAUCUGCUGGUACACGUGAAGAACCAUAUUUAGGACGAUGAGAACUUAGAUGUGUAUCCUUAUGAAAGAUGAAUUAGCUAAAUAUGUUGUAGCUAGCCAUGGAGAUUUCAAUGUAGAUGUUCAAGACUAUGUGCGAAUCGGUGAAUAUUAUUGGACAAACCUUGUUUUGUCACAAUGGUUACGGGAUACUUACCGGCUAGUUUGUUUCAACGUUGGUUUAGGGUAUGGCUG
Linum tenue is the source of this 1587-nucleotide messenger RNA. The record is from the annotation of a GenBank genome assembly. Lineage: Eukaryota; Viridiplantae; Streptophyta; Magnoliopsida; Malpighiales; Linaceae.